Molecule: messenger RNA, 1500 nt
Organism: Lindgomyces ingoldianus
Lineage: Eukaryota; Fungi; Ascomycota; Dothideomycetes; Pleosporales; Lindgomycetaceae
Product: succinic semialdehyde dehydrogenase
Exons: 4
Coding region: 1-1500 (499 amino acids)
Biological process (GO): GABA catabolic process
Molecular function (GO): succinate-semialdehyde dehydrogenase (NAD+) activity
Source: RefSeq, a predicted model, not a curated record
AUGGGUCAUUCAGUACCCCCUCUCAACGAUCCGUCCCUCCUGAAGUCGCAAACAUAUGUGAACGGGGAAUGGAUUGGCGCAAAAUCUGGCAAGACCUUCGAGGUCACAGACCCAGCGACAGGCGCAGUCAUAGGGAAGGUGCCUGAAAUGAACCGCGCUGAUACCGAAGCCGCCAUUGCCGCCGCUGCCGCUGCUCUUCCGUCUUUCCGUAAACUCACAGGUCGUGAACGUGCCCGCAUGCUCCGGAAAUGGUAUCAGCUGAUGAUAGACAAUGCCGACGACAUCGCUAAGCUGAUAACUUGGGAGAAUGGCAAGCCGUUUGCGGAUGCCAAAGGUGAGGUAACGUAUGCAGCCAACUUCUUCGAGUGGUUCAGUGAGGAGGCGCCACGAGUGUAUGGGAGUACAAUUCCAGCAAGCGUUGCAGGAAAUAGAGUCUACACGAUCAAGGAGCCAGUGGGUGUGUGUGGAUUGAUUACCCCCUGGAACUUUCCCGCCGCUAUGAUAACUCGCAAAAUCGGACCAGCUCUUGCAGCCGGGUGCACAGUAGUCGCAAAGUCUCCCGGCGAAACUCCUCUUACUGCAUCCGCAUUAGCCGAACUCGCCCACCGCGCUGGCAUUCCCAAAGGUGUCGUUAACUUCGUCACAGCGUUGUCGAAUACCGCCGAGGUUGGCGAGACCAUCACCUCAUCCAAGACGGUCAAAAAGGUCUCCUUCACAGGUUCUACCGGUGUAGGAAAGCUCCUAAUGAAGCAGUCCUCCGACACUCUCAAGAAACUUUCUUUUGAGCUCGGUGGCAAUGCUCCCUUCAUUGUAUUCGACGAUGCCGAUUUGGAGAUCGCGGUAGCAGGUGCUAUCACGUCGAAAUUCCGCUCCUCGGGCCAGACUUGUGUUUGUGCCAAUAGGAUUUUCGUCCAAUCGGGCAUCUACGACGAGUUUGCAGAGAAAUUCACCGAAAAAGUCAAGAGCUUCAAAGUUGGCGGCGGCUACGGCGACGGUGUAACUCAUGGCCCCCUUAUCCACGAACGAGCAGUGUCGAAAGUCGAAAGCCAUGUCCAGGAUGCGAUCAACCAAGGCGGUAAGGUGCUCAUCGGCGGACAGAAGAUGCCGGAUGUGGGGUCGAACUUCUUCCAGCCAACUGUGAUUCGAGACAUGACAUCCGAUAUGCGGCUUGCCUCUGAAGAAACGUUCGGUCCGGUGGCAGGUCUAUUUAAAUUCGAAAACGAAGCUGAUGUCGUGAAGCUAGCGAAUUCUGCAGACGUGGGGCUGGCUGGAUACUUCUUUAGCAAGGAUAUUCAAAGGUGCUACCGUGUGGCGGAGGCAUUAGAGGUCGGCAUGGUUGGGGUGAAUACUGGAUUGAUCAGCGAUCCUGCAGCUCCAUUUGGUGGUGUCAAGGAGAGUGGAUUUGGAAGAGAGGGAAGUAUGUUAGGUGUGGAAGAGUAUAUGAUUACAAAGAUGGUGACGCUGGGGGGCAUGGGGCAACCACUUCAGGGUUCGUCGUAG